Molecule: messenger RNA, 1632 nt
Organism: Drosophila kikkawai
Lineage: Eukaryota; Metazoa; Arthropoda; Insecta; Diptera; Drosophilidae
Gene: Fmo-2
Product: Flavin-containing monooxygenase 2
Molecular function (GO): NADP binding; N,N-dimethylaniline monooxygenase activity; flavin adenine dinucleotide binding
Source: RefSeq, a predicted model, not a curated record
CCCGGCAGUUAGUCGUUGGUCAGUCGCCAAGGCGGAGCGACGUGUUUUUGGAAAUAAUUAGAGCUCAGAAGUCAGACCCCUUGGGAAAUAUACAAAUACAAAUUAUGAAGACUUUGAAGGACCAGAAGCGCAGGGUUUGCGUGAUAGGAGCUGGCACCGCCGGUCUCUGUGCCCUGAAGAACUCCCUGGAGGCGGGCUUGGAUGCAGUGGCGUAUGAGCGAGGAACUGAGAUCGGGGGUACUUGGAUCUUCUCAGACAAAAUGCCUAAAGACGAGUACGAUGAAGUGCACAGCAGCAUGUACGAGGGACUGCGCACCAAUCUGCCCAAAGAGGUCAUGGGCUAUCCCGACUACUCCUAUCCCGAUGACAUUGAUGAGUCCUUUAUCACUGCUCAACAGGUGUUGAACUUUCUGCGAUCCUAUGCCAAGCACUUUAAGCUGGAACCCCACAUCAAGCUUCAGCACGAGGUGAUAAGAGUGCGUCCUCGAUUGGACGAUUGGGAGGUCUAUGUGUGGGACCACAGCACGGAUACCUGCGAUCCAGUCUACUACGACUUUGUCUACGUCUGUAAUGGCCACUAUACGGAACCCGACUUGCCGCAGAUCGAGGGAUUGGAGCUGUACAGGGGCAAGAAGAUGCACAGCCAUUUGUAUCGCAAAGCAGAUACGUUUAAAGACGAAAGUGUCUUAAUCAUCGGUGCUGGACCCAGCGGCAUGGAUAUAUGUAAUCACAUUCGCACGGCCGCCAAGAAGGUGUUCCUGAGCCAUCACCUGUCCACAACGCCCAACACAGCCUUCAUGGGCAAUGUGUCACAAAAACCGGAUGUGGAGCGCUUUACGCCAAAUGGGGCGGUAUUCAAGGACGGUAGCGAGGAGAGCUUCGGUCACGUGCUGUUCUGCACCGGCUACAAGUACACAUUUCCCUGCCUCAGCACUGACGUUGGCAUCCAGGUUAUCGACAACUUUGUCCAACCGCUGUGGAAGCACUGCAUCAACAUCAAUCACCCCACAAUGGCCUUCAUUGGGCUGCCCUUCAACGUUAUCCCCACCCAUAUCUUCGACAUGCAGGUUCGCUUCACAGUCAAGUUCUUUACGGGCGAGCGCCAGUUUCCUUCUCGCGAGGAGAUGAUCGCCGAGCUGGAGCAGGAGAUAGGAGAGCGUUGGGGCUGUGGUGUCCACAAUCGCAAAAAAGCACAUCAAAUGGGCGAACGACAGUUUGUUUACUACAAUGAACUGGCCAGGAUAGCAGGCAUCGAGAACAUCAAACCUGUCAUUCAUAAGCUGAUGAAAGACUGUGGCAAAAAAUACAUUUUCGAGCUAGACUCCUACAGAAGCAACAAAUACACGAUCGUAGACAAUGAAAAUUUCCUGAAGAAUGGAAAAGCUAUUGUAUGAUUUGACCAAAGUCGUUCCCACAUAAUUCACUUAAUGCACGUGUGUUAGUCGAAUCCUAAGAGCCCAUGGUGCCACUAAAUAAGUCAUCAAACUGUUAAAUACCAUAUACUCCCUAAGAAAUGUUUAAUGCCGUAGAAUAAGAAUUAAUCAAAUUAAUUUUCAAUGUUAAAUAAAUAAAAAAAAAAAUGAAGCUGAAAUGAGAAUAGUGGUUGCUUAGCAAACAGCUCCCUUAAUCUGU